This is a messenger RNA of Hyposmocoma kahamanoa, 1675 nucleotides long. RefSeq names its product pyruvate kinase-like. Gene Ontology annotation, biological process: glycolytic process. Bases 1 to 1623 code for a protein of 540 amino acids. NCBI's taxonomy places the organism in Eukaryota, Metazoa, Arthropoda, Insecta, Lepidoptera, Cosmopterigidae. Gene Ontology annotation, cellular component: cytoplasm. The record is from RefSeq and is a predicted model, not a curated record. The transcript is spliced from 9 exons. Gene Ontology annotation, molecular function: potassium ion binding; magnesium ion binding; pyruvate kinase activity.
AUGUGGCCGACCGAUUUGGAUGCUAAACUCGAAGAAUACGAUGUAAUGGAGCUACCUGGGCAGCAACUACCCGCGGCACAUGCGGAUACCCUGCUGGACCACGUGCUUAAUCUCGAUAUCAAAUCACCUCCAGGCUGUUUGAGGCUUAGUAGCAUCAUGUGUAGUAUGGGUAAAUCGACGUUAGAUAUUGACGUAAUGGAAAAAAUGAUGGCUGCUGGAAUGAAUAUUGCUUUAAUAAAUAUGACAUUUGGUACAAAGGAAGAACACAUUGAAGUUAUCAAAAUGCUUCGACAAGCAAGCAAGAACUACAGCAUGAGAAUGAACAGAAACUAUCCAUUAGGUAUUGCUAUAAUGCUGACAGGUAAAAAGAUGAGGACGGGAAAAAUUAGUGAUAGUUUUGGGGAUUUCAUAGAGCUUAAAACAGGAGAAACGGUGAGAUUAACCACAGAUGAAACUUACCGUGAACGAUGUUCCGUCUAUACUGUCUACGUAGAUUUCAUGUAUUUUGCCGAGCAAGUAAAAAAAAACGACACAGUUUUAUUAGAUAAUGAAGAAAUUUUACUAAAAGUGGAGGUAGUUUCUGCGAAUACAAUUACAUGCAAGAUUGAAAGAGGUGGAAUGCUCGGUUCUCACAAGGACGUAUUCGUUCCAAACAAAGUGAUGCAAAUGCCAGACUUUACAGACAAAGAUAAAAGCUAUAUUGAUAUGGCUAUACGUUAUCAGGUUGACUUAAUAAUAGCCACGUUUAUAAGUUCCGCUGACAGUUUAAUAAACCUAAAACAGCUACUUGGUGAAAAAGGAAAGAAAAUAGCGAUCGUAGCCAAUAUCCAGACCGCGGAAGGUUUUCAUAACUUUGAUGAUAUUAUAACGAUAGCUGAUGGUGUUAUAAUCACCAGACAAGAAUUAGGCUCCGACAUAAGCCCCAAAAAAUUAGUGAUUGCCCAAAAGAACAUAAUUGCUCGAGCUAAUAAGGCUAAUAUUCCAGUUUUUUUAAACGCACACCUUCUUAGUAGCAUGAGGUAUCAUAAAUUACCCUUGCGAGCGGAAUUACUGGACAUUGCCAAUUGCGUACUUGAUGGUGUUGAUGUUCUCGCGCUGUCUGCAGAAACCGCCGUAGGACAGUAUCCUGUGGAAGCCGUAGAGUGUAUGGCUAGCACUUGUAAGGAAGCUGAGGCUUGUGUUUGGACGAAACAGGUCUUCUAUGAUCUCGUUGACAAGACUAUCAUACCUUGUGAUCAAACAACAGCAACUGCGCUCGCAGCCGUCCUCGCAGCUCAAAGGUCUAUUGCAGCGGCAAUCGUAGUGAUAACCAGUACGGGCAAAUCUGCCCAAGUUGUUGCCAAGUACAGGCCACGAUGCCCAGUCAUUGCUGUUACUAGAUAUACUCCCAUUGCCAGACAGUUGCACAUGUGGAGAGGUAUUUUGCCUCUUAUUUAUGAAGAGAGUCCAGAUGCUGACUGGCAAUUGGACAUCGAGAAACGAGUCGCAUUUGGUGUCAAAUGGGCCAUAAACCAAGGUUUCAUCAGGAUCGGAGAUCCUGUCGUCAUCGUCUCCGGGUGGAAACAAGGAUCUGGGUUCACCAACACCAUGAGGAUCAUAUACGCUUCUCUGGACUCGUUCUAGAUAUUAUUUUAGAUAGUUUAUUGACAUAAAAUCAUUAUAAACCAUUUUGUAC